AUGGGUGGAGGAAACGCACAGAAAUCGAAGAUGGCUCGUGAGAAGAACUUGGAGAAGGCGAGGCAGGCUGGAAAAGGAAGCCAAUUGGAAGCGAAUAAGAAAGCUAUGUCGAUUCAGUGCAAGGUGUGUAUGCAAACAUUCAUCUGCACAACUUCGGAAGUGAAAUGCAGGGAGCACGCAGAGGCCAAGCAUCCAAAAUCAGAUGUCGUCGCUUGCUUCCCUCACCUCCAGAAGUGA
Molecule: messenger RNA, 237 nt
Organism: Microthlaspi erraticum
Lineage: Eukaryota; Viridiplantae; Streptophyta; Magnoliopsida; Brassicales; Brassicaceae
Source: the annotation of a GenBank genome assembly